Molecule: messenger RNA, 867 nt
Organism: Adineta steineri
Lineage: Eukaryota; Metazoa; Rotifera; Eurotatoria; Adinetida; Adinetidae
Source: the annotation of a GenBank genome assembly
AUGCUACCGUAUGUUGUUGAUUCUUUUAAUGGUAAGAAUGGUACAGAAACUUAUCUUUGGUGGUGUAAAUUGGUAAAUUAUUCUGGUGAUGCUGGUUAUACACUCUUGGUUCUAGCACUUUGUUUAGGAUCCAUCGAUCGAUAUCACGCCACUAGUCGUAAUGCUCAACUUCGACAACGAAGUUCAAUGAAGGUGGCAACAAUUUCGGUCACAAUUAUUACAUUGAUAUCAUUUCUGUUAGCAAUUCCUGACUUACUUUAUUGGUACAUCGACAAUAGUUUCGGUUAUCCAAUAUGUAUUUAUGAUUCAACAUUCUACUUAAUAUAUAGUUCGUACUUUCUUGGUGUAUUUCUUAAUAUGUUCGCAUCUCUUAGUCUCCUGCUUAUAUUUGGUGUUCUUACAUAUUACAAUCUUAAAAGUGUUCAACAUGCUAGCGUUCGUAAUAGAACGGCUGCUGUCAACGUUGAUACAACAGCACAUACUGCUUCUAUGAAUACUGGUAUACCAAACAAUAAUAACGGUAAUCAUACUAUCAUACAACAAAAUGACACACAACAGUCAAUGAAGAUAAGCAAACAACGUAUUGAUACACAAUUUUCGGUGAUGUUAAUUUUGGAAAUAUUAUGCUAUGCUUUUGCAACUGUUCCCCAAUGCAUCCAGUUUAUCUACACACAAGCAACAGUGAACUACAUAAGAAGUGAUAUGAGCCAAGCAAUUAAAGGGUUCUUCGUAAAUUUAAUCUACGUUAUCAGUUGUACACCUUUAUGUACUAGUUUCUACAUUUACUAUUUUUCUUCUUCAACGUAUCGUCAAAAUAUUAAGAAGAUAUUAUGCAAGAAAAGACAAAUUUGGCCGAGACAUAAUUAA